This is a messenger RNA of Pimephales promelas (fathead minnow), 312 nucleotides long. NCBI's taxonomy places the organism in Eukaryota, Metazoa, Chordata, Actinopteri, Cypriniformes, Leuciscidae. The record is from RefSeq and is a predicted model, not a curated record.
AUGUCUGGAAGAGGCAAAGGCGGUAAGGGACUCGGGAAAGGAGGCGCUAAGCGGCACCGUAAAGUUUUGCGCGAUAACAUCCAGGGAAUCACGAAACCCGCCAUUCGUCGUCUGGCUCGCCGCGGCGGCGUCAAGCGCAUCUCCGGUCUGAUCUACGAGGAGACCCGCGGAGUGUUGAAGGUGUUUCUGGAGAACGUGAUCCGCGAUGCCGUCACCUACACCGAGCACGCCAAGAGAAAGACCGUCACCGCCAUGGAUGUUGUGUACGCGCUGAAGAGACAGGGACGCACCCUGUACGGCUUCGGGGGAUAA